Rhodotorula graminis WP1 is the source of this 318-nucleotide messenger RNA. RefSeq lists its product as uncharacterized. The transcript is spliced from 4 exons. The record is from RefSeq and is a predicted model, not a curated record. Gene Ontology annotation, molecular function: structural constituent of ribosome. Gene Ontology annotation, biological process: translation; endonucleolytic cleavage in ITS1 to separate SSU-rRNA from 5.8S rRNA and LSU-rRNA from tricistronic rRNA transcript (SSU-rRNA, 5.8S rRNA, LSU-rRNA); endonucleolytic cleavage to generate mature 3'-end of SSU-rRNA from (SSU-rRNA, 5.8S rRNA, LSU-rRNA). Gene Ontology annotation, cellular component: ribosome; cytosolic small ribosomal subunit. The coding region runs from base 11 to 265 and encodes 84 amino acids. Lineage: Eukaryota; Fungi; Basidiomycota; Microbotryomycetes; Sporidiobolales; Sporidiobolaceae.
CGCAGUCACCAUGCAGAACGACCAGGGCCAAGUCGUCGACCUCUACGUCCCGCGCAAGUGCAGCGCGACCAACCGCCUCAUCAUCGCCAAGGACCACGCCUCGGUCCAGAUCAACGUUGCCGAGGUCGACGAGUCGGGCAAGAUGACGGGCUCGAACCUCACCUACGCCUUCUGCGGCUCGGUUCGCGAGACUGGCGACGCCGACGACUCGCUCAACAGGCUCGCGACCAACGACGGCCUCCUCAAGAACGUCUGGCAGUACUAGAAUGCUCGGCGACUUGCUGGGUGUUUUGUAACAGCGCGGUCAUGACUUGCGGG